UAGUAUUCCACAAUGUGGAAUAUGAGUGAAAUUUGAUAAAACAUAAUUGCGUUGUUGAUAGUUUCGUGCUGUGCUUUCUACAUGCCUGUUAUGUGAUAAUUGUGUUCCUUUAAUUAAGUUCAAUAAUUUAAUUUCCUACGGUUCAAGCAUCUGUUCCAUUAAGCUGUUGAGAUAAAUAAUUAUUUAUUUAUAAUUGGUACGUGUGUGUUAAUACAAAAUGGGUGAAUCUGAUGAACAUUUGCUGAAGUGUAUUAAGCAUUAUCAAGAUAGCUUAGAGAGAAAUUCGGAAAAACGCAACGAAACUAAAUUACUUCACUCAAUAGAGAAACUUGACAAGCUCCACAUUAAGGUAACACAUUUAGAAGCAACAGGGAUUGGGAGGACCGUAAACGGUUUAAGAAAAUUUGGUGGAAAUGUUGGAAAUGCUGCCAAGGCUCUAGUCUCCAAAUGGAAGGAAAUGGUUGUUGUGGAGGAGGACACUUCUAAAGCUGAAGAUAGUCAACAAAACUCGGGCGACGAUUCGGACGAUAAUUCAUCAAUGGACGAAAAUUCAUCUAGUCACAAGGACAGUGACCAAUCGCGAUCUAAAAAGACCAGGAAGCCAGAAGACAGACAUGGUGACAGACACAGAGGUAAAAAACGUAACUACGGCAGUGACUAUGAAUCAGGAGACAGUGAGUCAGAUUCCUCUGAAGAUGAAAAUCCGAGGAGACGACACAAAAAGGCUAAAUCGUCCCGGAGAGACUCUUCUGAGAGUGAAGAGGAGCGCUCCCAUAAAAGGCAGAAACUGGAAUCUGAGUCUGAUAAUGAAGAAAAAAAGUCUGAUCACAAAAAAAUGAAGCCGUCGAAAUCAGAUGAUUCGAAAUCAAGACAUAAAAGCAAGGCAGUCAGUGACAGUGAGGACGAAAGUAAGAAGCACAGUUUGAAAUCGAAACACAAGUCCGAGACCAAAUCAAGAACCCGGUCCAAUUCGGAGGAUCGAAGUGCAAAGCAUGACAAAACAUCAAGCAAGUCUCAUCAUCAUCAUAAAUCGUCAGAAACUGACUCUAAAUCGAGGCAUUCGUCGAAAAGCGCGAGUAAAUCAUCUGAUGAUUCCAAGACAAAACAUAAGGAACACAAAGAAGACAAAAAGAAAGAAUCCAAAGAAUCCAGGUCUGACAGACACAAAGAAAGCAAAUCUAGCGAUAAACACAGCAAAUCUGGUGAUAAACAUAGUAAAUCAUCAGAUAAACACAAGACAGAGGACAGUAAAAAAUCAGACAAAAAAUCGAACGAAUCAUCAAAGAAAUCGUCAAGCGAUGACAAGAAACACAAACGGUCUAAAGAAUCAGAAAAGAAGGAACCAACCAGGCAACUGAGUCCGGACAAAGUAGUAAACGGAAUCGAUUCCGGUUCAGGAGCAAGUUUUGCUGAGGCGUUGGGAAUGUGCAUGAUGCCUGUUCCUGGCAGCAGCAAAAAGCGACAGAUACCUACAAAGAGUAGUGAGGAGCCUAAAACGAAACAUUCAUCAACAUCAUCCUCAUCAAAUGGUACAUCUUAUAAGUCAGAAUCCAGACAUACUGAGAAAAAGGAAGAAAAGAAGUCAGAGGUCAAUGGAGUCCCAAUGCCCAAACAGCCACUGCCAGAACCUUCGGACAUUGCUAAUUUACUGCCAUCAAUUACACCAAACUACCGUCCUUUAGGCAACGUGGGAUUUGAUCAGCCCGUCCGGAGAGCAGUUACCGACGAUGAAGCGUUGAGCCGCGUGAUUAGUACUAAAAACCAAAGGACAAAGGUAUAUUCUGGAAAUAAGGUUGCGUUUGGCAAAGUGCCUUCGUUGUUCGAGCUGUGCGUUAGAGUACUGCAGGACAAUAUCGACGCCCUCGAAUAUACUGGCGGUGUGCCUUAUUCGAUCUUGAAACCAAUCUUGGAGAAGGCCAAUCCAGAUCAGCUCUACAUGAUGGAGCACCACAACCCCUACCUCAUCGAAGAGACGGACGAACUCUGGCAGCUUCACUGUCAGAAGGAGUUUAAGACGAAGCAGCGUGAAGAGAUGGAGACGUGGCGUGAGAUGUAUAUGAGAUGUUUGGACGAGCGUGAGGCCAAACUCAAGGCUCUUACAGCCAAUAUUAAACAAUCCCAGGACAAAUCCCUUCCAGUCAGGACUACAAAGUUGGCCUACGUGGACAGUGCCGUGAAACCCCCCAGGAACAUUAUCAAGAAACAGAUGAAGAAUGGAACAGCGUUUGACAAGAAACCCGCAUUAACCCCUACGUCAAGACUUAGUCAACUGGCGACAGCAGGUGAAGCUGGAAAAGUGGCUGUGCCAAGUCCAGGAGUUAGAGCAGCAGAAGGUAGCAGCCGAUCUGGUUCCUCGUCAUUUAAACCUCCUAAAAAAGCGCCGUUGAUGGCCAAAACAUUAUCGUUCAUGAAGAAUAGGUUUAAGAGAUAGAAUUUUUAAUACUAUUUGUAUGUACUUUAAGUUAGAUAUCAUCUUAUAAGUCAUCUGUAAUUGAUAUUGUUGAUUCAUUGUGGACUGGUUUUAGUUGUGAUUUGCUUUUUGAAUUAAAUUGUAGAGUAAUUUAAAAUCCUAGUUUUAUACUAGUUUUAUCAUUUAUUUAUUUAUAAUUGUUGAUAAUUGUAUUGCAAGUAAUCCAAAUACGUAUUUAAAUUACAAUAUGCGAUUCUUUUUAAUAUUUAAUUUUUAUUUCUUUAUGAUUUUAUACAAUAGACUAUUUACAGUGUUUAUUACUGAAUUAUAAAAUUAAUACAAAAUCUAGUUCGAAUAUAAAAAUUAUUCAUAUUGUCUAAACUAGGUUCAACAGUUUCGUUAUAAUACCUUCAGAUUUAUUCCCAUUGUAAAUUCAAUUUUUAACAAUGUUCAUAUACAUUUUACAGACAACACUCAUGUAAAUAUGUUAAAUCCGUUUAAUAGGGUUUAGUUAUAUUAUAUUUCUCGCUUCGUGCGUUUUAAAUGUGAUAAAGACACUCCAAAUUGUAAUACCAGUUUUCUAAUGUCAAUUUUUCUUAUUGACUCAUAUUAAUUGUAAAAUGAAAAAAGUUAUGUAAAAACAUUACAUUGGAUCUGUAAUAUUUGACAAAUAUUAUUUUGUAUUGUCAUUGUUAAAAUUAUAUCAUUUAUAAAAAUUUGUGAUUUAUACAGAAAACAUUUAAUAAAAAGUUGUUAAAGAUA
This is a messenger RNA of Aethina tumida (small hive beetle), 3172 nucleotides long. Its product is annotated as transcription elongation factor B polypeptide 3. Gene Ontology annotation, cellular component: elongin complex; nucleus. Lineage: Eukaryota; Metazoa; Arthropoda; Insecta; Coleoptera; Nitidulidae. The record is from RefSeq and is a predicted model, not a curated record. The coding region runs from base 218 to 2431 and encodes 737 amino acids. The transcript is spliced from 3 exons. Gene Ontology annotation, biological process: transcription elongation by RNA polymerase II.